Messenger RNA from Coniosporium apollinis CBS 100218, 1881 nucleotides. RefSeq lists its product as uncharacterized. The transcript has 2 exons. The coding region runs from base 1 to 1881 and encodes 626 amino acids. The record is from RefSeq and is a predicted model, not a curated record. Gene Ontology annotation, molecular function: hydrolase activity. Gene Ontology annotation, cellular component: cytosol. Lineage: Eukaryota; Fungi; Ascomycota; Dothideomycetes. Gene Ontology annotation, biological process: nucleotide catabolic process.
AUGAUAGGUCCAGCGCUACUCCUGUUGGCUCUUGUUCCAUGCGCUUUUACCGCCCAGCCUGGAGCUCCGUCUCCUGUAGCCGCGCCGCUGAGGGAGCUGCAAUGGGCCCAGCUCAACCUGCUCCAAACUACGGAUACUCAUGGCUGGCACGGCGGCCAUCUGCAAGAGCCAUCGUUCUCCGCUGACUGGGGAGACUAUGUAUCAUUUGCCAAGCAUAUGCGUGACAGAGCCGACGCUGAUGGCUCCGAUUUACUUCUCAUCGAUACUGGUGACAGAGUAGAAGGCAACGGGCUAUAUGAUGCUUCAGAGCCUAAAGGCUUGUACACUUUCGACAUAUUCAAGGAGCAAGAUAUAGAUGUGAUCUGCUCUGGUAACCAUGAACUGUAUAAGCAAAAUUCAUCGGAGAAUGAGUUCCACAUAACGGUUCCAAACUUCAAAGGAAACUAUUUGGCUUCGAAUCUGGAUAUCUACAACCCUGAGACUGAGGAAUUCGAACCGCUUGCUCCUCGGUUCAAGAAGUUUACUACCAAGAAUCAAGGCAUCCGUAUUCUGGCCUUCGGCUUCCUUUACGACUUCGCCGGCAACGCGAACAACACCAUCGUCCGCACAAUCAAAGACACUGUCAAGGAAGAUUGGUUUCAAGAGGCCAUUCGUGACCGUGAUGUCGAUCUCUUCCUCAUUAUCGGCCACGUACCUGUGCGCUCGCCAGAGUAUACCUUGCUUUACAAGACUAUCCGCGCCGUACAAUGGGACGUGCCGAUCGCCUUCAUCGGCGGCCACACGCAUAUCCGAGACUAUACGACAUACGACCGCAAGGCCGCCGCGCUUGAAUCCGGUCGUUACAUGGAAACCAUCGGCUUUAUGUCCAUCGACGGCCUCAGUACUGACGGAUCUAACGGCAUCGCUCCAAUGCCCGCUAAGAAAGGUAUUACCUUCGCGAGACGCUACAUCGACAACAACCUCUUCUCCAUGUACCACCACAGCCGCAAGAACGAGUCCACUUUCCCAACCGAACAUGGCCGCAAUGUGUCCGCGCUCAUCGCAUCCUCACGCAAAAGUCUGGAUCUCGACAAGCUCCACGGCUGCGCCCCUCGCGACCUUUGGGUAAACCGGGCCCCGUACCCCAGCGACGCCAGCAUCUUUACCUGGCUCGAGGAGUCCGUGCUGCCGCAGCAGCUCAGCGCUUCCACCGAGCGCGAAGGCAGGCCCGCGCUCGCUAUCACGAACACCGGUGCGAUGCGCUUUGAUAUCUUCAAGGGCGCCUUCACGAAGGACUCGACUUUCCUGGUCUGCCCCUUCACAAGCGGGUUUAGAUACGUCAAAGACGUGCCAUACGAGGCCGCAAGCAAAGUGCUCAAUCUGCUUAACCACCAGGGCCCCAUCAUGCAAGAGGCGGAAGAGAAGCACGGCCUGCGAAGCUGGAUGCUCGUGCCGCCUGAGCAGGGCUUUGCACGACCGGAAUUUAUGCCAGCGAACAACGAAGAACGGCGUGUGCGUGGUGCGGGACAGCAGAUUCCUCUCGCCGGAACCCGAGGCGAGAAGCUUGAGCUUAUACCGGGCUAUACUACGCGUGAUGAUGCGGGCGACGAUGGAGACGACACGCUCCAUUCGAAGAUCGCGUUUUAUAACGUGCCGAAUUGCAUCCAGGCGCCUGUCAAUUUCCCCAGCAGGACUGCGGAUGGGGUACUGCAAGAGCCGGAGAGCGUGGAUCUGAUCUACAAUGAGUUUGUCCAGGCGUGGGUGCUGACGGCGCUGAAGUACUUGGGAGAAGAGUACUCGAGCGAUGAUACGGAGGCGUACAUGAAGGGGAAGACCUUCACGGACGUCAUCACUGAUUGGGUAUCUGAGAAUUGGGGUACGGAUGGGGAGGACUGUCCGUAA